AUGUUGAUAGUGACAAUUGUCUCGUGACUGUCUUGGCAACGAGUCCGGUACAAUUGAUCAACACUGUUGUCACAGUUUCAUUCGUCUCGCCGGUCUCCAUCGGAAAGGUUUCAGCGAGUUCGUCUUUCACAGGUCAGGUACAACUGUAAGCUCAACAUGAGGGAAUGCAUUUCUAUUCACGUCGGCCAGGCCGGAUGUCAGAUGGGCAAUGCAUGCUGGGAGUUGUAUUGCCUGGAGCAUGGCAUCCAGCCUGAUGGUCAGAUGCCCUCGGACAAGACGAUUGGUCAUGGAGACGAUUCCUUCAACACCUUCUUCAGCGAGACUGGAGCAGGGAAACACGUCCCUAGGGCCAUCUUCGCAGACCUCGAGCCUACUGUUGUCGAUGAGGUCCGUACCGGCACCUACCGCCAGCUGUUCCACCCCGAGCAGCUCAUCACCGGCAAGGAGGACGCCGCCAACAACUACGCCCGUGGCCACUACACCGUGGGCAAGGAGCUUAUUGACCUUGUCCUUGAUCGUAUCAGGAAGUUGGCUGACCAGUGCUCUGGACUCCAGGGCUUUCUCAUUUUUCACAGCUUUGGGGGUGGUACUGGCUCCGGCUUCACUUCACUACUUCUUGAGCGUCUUAGCGUUGACUACGGCAAGAAAUCUAAGCUUGAGUUUGCCAUCUAUCCAGCCCCUCAGGUGUCUACCGCCGUGGUGGAACCCUACAACUCCAUCCUGACCACUCACACAACCCUGGAACACUCUGAUGUGGCCUUCAUGGUCGACAACGAGGCUAUUUACGAUAUUUGCCGACGUAACCUUGACAUUGAACGUCCAACGUACACCAAUCUGAACCGUCUGAUUGGUCAGAUUGUCAGUUCCAUCACGGCCUCUCUCCGAUUCGACGGUGCCCUGAACGUGGAUCUGACCGAGUUCCAGACCAACUUGGUGCCCUACCCACGUAUCCACUUCCCUCUGGCUACCUAUGCCCCAGUCAUUUCUGCGGAGAAAGCCUACCACGAGCAGCUCUCUGUGGCCGAGAUCACCAACGCUACAUUCGAGCCCGCCAACCAGAUGGUCAAGUGUGACCCCCGUCAUGGCAAAUACAUGGCCUGCUGCAUGUUGUACCGUGGUGAUGUAGUUCCAAAAGAUAUCAACGCUGCCAUCGCCACCAUCAAGACCAAGAGAACCAUCCAGUUCGUCGACUGGUGUCCUACUGGUUUCAAGGUCGGCAUCAACUACCAGCCACCAACAGUUGUCCCCGGUGGUGACCUGGCCAAGGUCCAGAGAGCCGUCUGCAUGUUGGCAAACACCACCGCCAUCGCCGAGGCCUGGGCUCGUCUUGAUCACAAGUUCGAUCUGAUGUACGCCAAGCGAGCCUUCGUCCACUGGUACGUGGGUGAGGGUAUGGAGGAGGGAGAAUUCUCUGAGGCCCGUGAGGAUUUGGCUGCUCUGGAGAAGGACUACGAGGAGGUUGGAGUUGACUCCAUGCAGGACGAGGAGGAAGAAGGAGAGGAAUAUUAGACAAAUAUACCUUGGUCAUAUCCGUUUAAACGUAAGGGUAUUAGAAAAAUAACAUCCGUACAGGGAAAGAUGAUUUUCAACCUUUUCUAAUCAGCUUCUCUUGUAUGCAGUCCAGUUAAAUGUCACAUUCUUUGCUUACUCACCCUUGGUGUUUUUGUUCAUACGUCGUUUUAAGCUGUAUUCUAGUUAAAACACAGAGUGUCAUUUGAGGAAACUAUUUGAUCAAGUAGAAAUAAACUAGAUGAUUUACCAUAUAUUAUUGAAUUUUAAUUUAAAAGACAUUGCCUUUUUUGUUUGAACUGAGACUCUCCCUAUAACUGUUACUUUAUGACAUCCAUGUCGAUCUCAGUACUAAACUGAAAUAAAAUACUGCUGUUAUCUACUU
Messenger RNA from Haliotis rubra (blacklip abalone), 1894 nucleotides. RefSeq names its product tubulin alpha-1 chain-like. Gene Ontology annotation, biological process: microtubule cytoskeleton organization; mitotic cell cycle. The coding region runs from base 157 to 1509 and encodes 450 amino acids. Gene Ontology annotation, molecular function: GTP binding; structural constituent of cytoskeleton. Gene Ontology annotation, cellular component: cytoplasm; microtubule. The record is from RefSeq and is a predicted model, not a curated record. The transcript has 3 exons. Lineage: Eukaryota; Metazoa; Mollusca; Gastropoda; Lepetellida; Haliotidae.